Verticillium alfalfae VaMs.102 is the source of this 1308-nucleotide messenger RNA. RefSeq names its product Set1 complex component swd1. Gene Ontology annotation, cellular component: Set1C/COMPASS complex. The record is from RefSeq and is a predicted model, not a curated record. The transcript is spliced from 3 exons. Gene Ontology annotation, molecular function: protein binding. NCBI's taxonomy places the organism in Eukaryota, Fungi, Ascomycota, Sordariomycetes, Glomerellales, Plectosphaerellaceae. Bases 1 to 1308 code for a protein of 435 amino acids.
AUGAACUUGCUUCUAGCCGACCCCGAGGAGGCGGUCGAGUACAUUGAGCAAAUCACAAACACAAACACUAUCCGCUCUGGCCACGCGACAUGCCUGCGCUUCAACAGGACGGGCGACUUCCUCGCCUCCGGUCGCGUCGACGGCACCCUGGUUGUCUGGGAUAUUGAGACUAUGGGCGUUGCAAGGAAGAUGCGCGGCCACAACAGGAGCAUCACGUCGUUGAGUUGGUCGGGAUGCGGCCGCUACCUGCUAUCUGCGUGCCAGGGCUGGAAAGUCAUUCUUUGGGACCUGCAAGACGGGACAAAGUAUCGCGAGGUGCGCUUCAGAGCGCCGGCGUACAUUGCCGAGCUGCACCCACACAACCACAAUCUUUUUGUCGCGUCGCUCUUCGAAGCCCAACCCAUGCUUGUCGACGUUACCGAGCCCGUCGAAGUCAAACAUGCCCCUGACCCUCUAUACCGAAGCGAUCAAGCGAGACGAGACGAUGCGCUGGCAGAGAGCAUGCCAGAGACGCGAAGGGACGACGACCGUGACCAUCUUCACAGCAUCGGAUCGGGCGAGACCUUUUGGUCAACUCCCAAGACCGAAAGGUCCGAACGUUCUAUGUACCCGACCUCAACGCUAAACACCCUCGACGUCGAUACCCUCUACCUGAUUAAGGAGCACGAGUUCGAGGAUCAAGUCAACAGAUUGUCGUGGAAUCACGUCACAUUUACGGCGACAGGGGAAUAUGUGGCGGCAUCCACUUACAACAAUCACGAAAUCUACGUGUGGGAGCGUCGGACAGGAAGUCUAACGAGAAUAUUGGAUGGCCCGAAGGAGGAACAAGGUGUCAUAGAAUGGCACCCGCAACGUCACUUUCUGGCAACCUGCGGCCUCGAGACGGGCAGGAUAUAUGUCUGGUCCAUCGUACCCGAGCAAAAAUGGGCUCGACUGGCACCCGAUUUUGCACAGGUGGAGGAGAACCAAGAAUACGUCGAGCGUGAGGACGAGUUCGACAUAUACGGACAGGAGGAGCUAACAAAGCGACGGCUGGAUGCUGAGGAUGAGGACGUCGACGUCGUGACCCCUUAUGAGAGCGGGGCUCUGGAGCAGCAAAACGCAGGCGAGGGAGGGCGCCAAGGUAAAUUUCGGAUGCCCAUCCUGUUUGACCUUGCCGAUAGCGACAGCGAGGAGGAGUUCGUGGCCGUUUCGACCGGCACUAUGCGUAGGAGAAGCCCCGGUGCGGAUGGCGAGAUACUCGAUGACAUGUCGGCGGACAAGAAAGCGCCGGCAAAACGGCGGGGUGCCAAGGGGCGGAAGAAAUAG